Cryptosporidium ubiquitum is the source of this 738-nucleotide messenger RNA. RefSeq names its product proteasome subunit Beta type 1. Gene Ontology annotation, cellular component: proteasome core complex. Bases 1 to 738 code for a protein of 245 amino acids. The record is from RefSeq and is a predicted model, not a curated record. NCBI's taxonomy places the organism in Eukaryota, Apicomplexa, Conoidasida, Eucoccidiorida, Cryptosporidiidae. The transcript is spliced from 2 exons.
AUGUAUUCAGUAAUUAGAAAUAAAGAUCCCAUACAGGUUGAGGGAUUUUGCGAUCAGCUAAUUUUUGAGACGGAAAAAAAAACUUAUGGUAAAAUGGAACAUAAUUUUAACCCUUAUAUGAAUAAUGGUGGUUCAUGUGUAGCUGUGGCAGGGGAAGAUUUCGUUGUUAUUGCGGCAGAUACGAGGCUUAGCAAAAUGUAUAGAAUCGCGUCCAGAUCGGUUUCUAAAACAUGUCAAUUAACAAAUACGUGUAUUCUAGCGUGCAGUGGAAUGCUUGCAGAUAUAAAUGCGCUUCGAAAAAUGCUAUUGGCAAAGAUAAAACUAUACGAAUUUGAACAUAACAAAACACCCUCAAUAAAUGCAAUUGCCCAAUUACUCUCUUGUAUAUUGUACUCAAGAAGAUUCUUCCCAUAUUAUUCGUUUUGUUUGCUUUCGGGGUUAGAUGAACAGGGUAAAGGUGUGGUGUAUGGUUAUGAUGCGGUAGGUAGUUUUGAACAACAUAAAUUUGUGGCACUUGGAUCUGGAGGCUCUCUAAUCACUUCAAUCCUUGAUAAUCAAAUAUCAGGAAAUAAUCAGACUUCUUUUAAUCCCAUUGAUAAAGUUGGGAUCAUCAACAUCAUUAAGGAUUCGCUUACCAGUGCUAGUGAGCGAGACGUACAUACAGGUGACUCUGCAGAAGUCAUUGUUAUUGAUUCCUCAGGAAUAAAUGUUUCUUUAUUAGGUUUAAGAAAAGACUAA